AUGGCUUGGAGAUCCUCUGGCUCCUCCAACCAAUCUCUCAUCGACAACCUUGAGCAAAAUGGGCUGAUAGAGACAAAACGCGUCAAAGACGCCAUGCUGCAGGUCGACCGCGCGCACUAUGCCCCGAGAAACCCCUACGACGACAGACCACAGCCCAUAGGCCACAAAGCCACCAUCUCUGCACCACACAUGCACGCAAACGCAUGCGAGUCGCUGCUAGACUACCUGGAACCUGGCGCCAAGGUGCUCGACAUAGGCUCGGGCUCAGGGUAUCUUACAGCGGUGCUGGCGAACCUCGUUGGACCGAGUGGGAGAGUCGUGGGCAUCGACCACAUCCAGCCCCUUGUUGAUAUGGCCAACACCAACAUGGCAAAAUCAGAACAAGGGAGGAAGAUGCUGGAGUCUGGCCAGGUCAGGUUUGUCACAGGAGACGGCCGGAAAGGGUGGGAAGAGGACGCGCCGUACGAUGCUAUACACGUUGGCGCCGCUGCUGCAGAGCACCACAAGGAGCUGACAGACCAGCUGAAAGCACCCGGACGGCUGUUCGUGCCCGUUUCUGAUGGACCCAGCCAGCACAUCUAUGUUAUCAACAAGAAGCAGGACGGCAGUAUCGAGCAGAACAUGCUUUACGGGGUGCAGUACGUGCCCUUGACCGACGCACCAGAGUAG
This is a messenger RNA of Ascochyta rabiei, 669 nucleotides long. RefSeq names its product Protein-L-isoaspartate(D-aspartate) O-methyltransferase. Gene Ontology annotation, molecular function: protein-L-isoaspartate (D-aspartate) O-methyltransferase activity. Lineage: Eukaryota; Fungi; Ascomycota; Dothideomycetes; Pleosporales; Didymellaceae. Bases 1 to 669 code for a protein of 222 amino acids. Gene Ontology annotation, cellular component: cytoplasm. Gene Ontology annotation, biological process: protein modification process. The record is from RefSeq and is a predicted model, not a curated record. The transcript has 2 exons.